Messenger RNA from Mercenaria mercenaria, 4940 nucleotides. RefSeq lists its product as uncharacterized. The record is from RefSeq and is a predicted model, not a curated record. The transcript has 3 exons. NCBI's taxonomy places the organism in Eukaryota, Metazoa, Mollusca, Bivalvia, Venerida, Veneridae. The coding region runs from base 115 to 723 and encodes 202 amino acids. Gene Ontology annotation, molecular function: protein binding.
AACAAUUAAAAUCUGUUACAGAAGUCAUGUGAUACGUCACGGAUCGAAAUAGAAUACAAAUUAGAUGUCUGAAACGCUGUAUUGCAAAAUCUAUACAGUAACAGAGGAGAAAGUAUGUUCUUCGUGAUUUUUAUAAUAACCGCCUGGUGUUCUCAGAUGUCCGUUGCGCAGACAUGUGAUUCACAUCUAGACUCAUACAUUGGUUGUCAGCUUGAACACAUGAUCAAAGAAGAUCCAGGUGAUGUCGGAUUCGAAGCUGCUGGUAUUGUGAUAAAUGGCACUGACUUGAUAUUUCCUAAUGUCGUGUAUAACUUUGGUGGCAGUUAUAAUAAUACUACCGGGCAGGUCAAAGUACCAACGAGCGGUUUGUACGCUAUGUCAGUUGCUCUUGAACUAAACCCUAUGAUUGAUAAUGAGAACGACGGUUCAUUUGUAUGCCAUUUUCUGUUCAGUUCUGGGUUUAAAGUCAAAAUAUCCACUAAUAUCGCUCAAACGUCGUUCUACGAUUCGCCUUAUCCCUAUGAAGACUACUGGGAUCCAGUUGAUAAGAGAACAAAGCCAAUAGUUGCCCUCACACGGCCAACUGUUUUUGAUACAUUAUUUGUGCCUAUGAUCCAUGGAGAGGUCGUCAAAAUCGGCGGCUGUACAAACACAGAAAGAAUAAACACUAAAGCAGAGAUAAGAUUUAAAGGAUGUAUGAUGAAUUAUAAGAUUAUAAGAUGAAUUUGAAUUUUUAGGUACCAUCUCUAUAUAAGGACUCCUAGACAACUAUCUAUUUUAUUUUUAUUUCAUGUGUAUUCUUGGACGUUUCCAGUUAUUCGGUUCGGUUAACACAUUGGCGUCAUAAAUUCUGAUCUGGUAUCUAGUUCUCUUUGUUCGCAUUUAACAACACUAAAAUAAACAGUCUGCAAAUAGGUAAAAAAUUGGCGUAUUAGUAAUUUAGGAAAUAAUAUAUCUCAUUUAGUGAUUUGUCGCUGAAUAAAAUCAUUGUUUGGAGUUCAGAUGCGAAGGAAUUAUAUCAUGAGGGCGCAGCCCAAGUGAUAUAGUAAUACGCAUCUGAACGACAAACAAUGAUUUUAUUCAAGAGCAAAUCACUAAAUGAGAUAUAUUAUUUCGAUUCUAACACGUUACCAAGGAUUUUAAAGUACAUCCUUGACGACAUCCAUUAAAUAUUUGCCUGUUUUCUGUUGGUUUCUUUUCCAGCGCGGCGCUAUGCAGUUUGACGCUACCACGUAAUAAUUGUGAAGUCAAUUGUUAUAUAUUCUAAUAUACUUGUCGCUGUUAAAACACUCUUACGCUAGAAUGACGUCACGUUAACGUGCGGUGACGUCAAAAUUUUUGUUGCGACCAAGAAAAAGCGCUUCUAUAUUUUAUCUAUUGUUUUAGAUUAAGGGCAUAUUAGAAUCGAAAUAAUUUAUAGCAAAAGAGUGUUUUAACACUAUUUAUACACUCGGGCGGUAAUACGUCGUACAAAUAAUUUCACUCGGGCUGCGCCCUCGUGCAAUUAUUACGCCCGACGUAUAACCGUCCAUCGUGCAUAAAUAGUGAUAAAGCACUCUUUUGCUAUAAAUUAUUUCUUAAAAACACACAAUUUUCAGCCUUCUUUAUUUAAUAGGAAAAUGAAUCGGGUCGUGUUAGAAUAUUUCAUUAUUGUUUCUGGUGUAUUUAUAAAGAAUUUUAAAAAAAUGUCUUGUAUAUAAUUUUGCAUCAGCUAAAUCAUAAAUAUUGUUUUUAACCCACCUAUUCCAUAACAGGGUGAUUCGUGAAUUUUCAAAAUCCAGAUUUAACCUUUAACCUGCUUUCGGCAAGUGAUUUUGCAUUUGCGACCAGUGCAGACUAAGAUCAGCCUGCACGUCCAUGUAGGCUGAUCAUGGUCUGCACUGUUCGCUAUUCGGUCAGUAAUUUUUCAAUGAACACCCCUUUAAAUAAUAAAUGGUAUUGCCCAAAUCGAAUGAUAGACCAGUCCAUUUUAGAAAUAUAGCAGGGUAAAGGUUAAGUUAUACAUCAUUUUAAAGGUACCCGGGGAUGGCAUUAAUAAUGUUUUGAAUUACUAAAGUCAGUUUUAUAUUUUACCUGUGUAAUUAUUUGGCCAAUAAAGAAAUAUUGGCCUCUUUCGUCGGACUCAUGGUUUCGCUUGACGCCCAGUUUUUUGAAGAAGAAAAAAAUGCAUUGAGUACAUGCGAUUACACUUCUUCAGGCUUGCUUCUAUUACAAGAGCAUUUGUGCGUUUUACAUUACCAUGCCUUUUGUUACCAUUACAUAUUUUAAUACUGACUUUCAGAUACUAUGUAACUGUUCUAAAGCAAUAAAUGGCUUCUGUAACAUUUUAUUCAUGAAGCUCUUUUAUUGAUACUACAUCCUAAAAUGGAUUGAAACAUAACAUUAAUUUAAAUAUUACUUGCAACAAUACAAAUCAUAACACUACCAAUAGUAUUACUCAAACAACAUAAGAUUCGAUACAUGACAUACUUCUUGAUACCAUGACAUGCUCAUUUUUUUAAACCUGUGUUCAUAAUGUCAGGCAAAUGCAUGGCUUUAUCGCCAACAUUAAAUCGCCACUAUUGGAUGUACGCACGUAUUGAGUGUACAAUAUACUUUAAAGGUUGGAGUUAAGUUUAAAGGUUUAAUAGUGUACAUUCAAUGCGUGCGUACACUCAAUGCGGGAGAUUUAAUGCCGGCCAUUAUAAUAGUAUGGUACUAUCUUAGAGGUCUACGCAUUGAAAGGUUUUUGUUGAAGGAUAUUGAAGGGAUUUGGCAUUGUGAUAUAUCUGAAAAAUUAUUUAAAGCCGAAAAAACCCCAGCUAAAACGUUCAAGUACCACCAAAAAAGUACAUCAAAUAUAUAUGUAGCAUGAACUGCUUUGAGAGGUUUGGAACUGUAUAUGCUCAUUUCCGUUUGUGUAAACAUAAUUAUACGACUUUUUUCUUUAAAAAGAGGUCGUAAAAACUCAGAUGAAUAGUGACACUCAGAAACGCAAUUUGCAUUUAAACAUAAAACUGCAAAAAUCCUUUUAAUUUUGAAAAAAAAAAAGAAAACAUAACUGUUUGUACAAUCAUGUUUUCAGUUAAAUGAAAGUGACCGUUUCAUUAUAUCUUCGAUUCUCCAUUGCUCAUUAUUAGUCCCCUAAUGGUUGAAACCCAGUUUCGGGGAUUAUAGGAUUGCGCUUUUUCGUCCGUCCGUCCGUCCGUCUGUCAUUCCGGGCCCACCUUUGCAUACUUAUGUGGCUAUAAAAACAAUAGGUAACUGUACUUUUUCUUUGAUGUCAUUCAUUCCGUAAGCUUUUACGUGGCUAUUUUUCUUUUACGUGGCUGAAAGAACAAUAGGGAGAACAAAAGAGUAGCUACAUAAAUACCCAUUUGUAGGAACGUCCGUCCGUCCGCAAUUUCGUGUCCGGUCCAUAACUAUGUCAUUCACCAAGGUAUUUUAAUAUUACUUGGCAAAAAUGUUUCCCAUGAUGAGACGACGUGUCAUACGCAAAACCCGGACCACUAGCUCAAAGGUCAGGUCACAAUUGGAGGUCAAAGGUCAACAGGUAUUUUUUCCUGUCCGGACCAUAACUUGUACAUCCAUGAAGAGAUUUUAAUAUUACUUGGCACCAAUGUACCCCAUAAUAAGACGAUGUGUCAUGCACAACAUUCAACCCCUAGCUCAAAGGUCAAUGUCACUCUUGGCAGUCAAAUGUUAACAUGGCAUGAGCAGGGUCUGUUUCGUGUCCGGUCCAGAACCCUGUCAUCCCUUUAGGGAUUACAAUAUUACUUGACAUAAAUGUUUCCCAUAAUCAGACGACGUGUCAACCCUAGCUUAAAGGUCAAGGUCACACUUGGAGAUCAAACGUCAAUAGGAUUUUUUUCCUGUCCAGUCCAUAACUCUGUCAUGCAAAACAGGAUUUAUAUAUCAGUUGGCACAAAUAUUUUCCUGCACGAGACAACAUGUCAUACGCAAAACCCGAACCCUUAGCUGAAAGGUCAAUGUCACACUUGGAAGUCAAAGGCCAACGGGGCUUUUUUCCUGUCCGGUCUGUAACUCAACAAUCCUUAAAGGGAUUUUAAUAUUACUUGGCACAAACGUACCCCAGGAUAAGGUGAUGUGUUGUGCGUGACACCCAGACGCAUACUCAAAGGUCAAGAUCACACUUAGAGGUCAAAGUUUGAUAUGUUUUUUUUUUUCCUGAAUUAUCAAUAACUCUGUCAUCCAUGAAGGGAUUUUAAUAGUACUUAGCACAAAUGUUUCCAUAAUGAGACAACAUGUGUUACGCAACCCUUUAUCCCUAACUCAAAGGUCAAGGUCACUGUCAGAGGUCAAAGAUCAAUAGGAUUUUUCCCUUUCUGGUCCAUAACUAUGUCAUCAAUUAAGGGAUUUUAAUAUUAUUUGACACACAUGUUCCCCAUAAUGAGACAAUGUGUCAUGUGUCAUACCAAGACCCUUAGUGCAAAGGUCAAGGUCACACCUUAAGAUCAAAAGUCAAUAUUGAUCUUUUCCUGUCCAGUCUGUAAAAUAUUUUUUGGGGCAGUGCCCCCAGAUUUAACAAACCGUCUUUUAAUUUUCUUGUCGAGCUUAUGACCAACCUGACAACACAAAGAAAACAAGUUCCAAAGUAUUUACCAAACAUAACUUUAAUAUUGCAUUUUGCAAUUAUAUUUUUGAUCCAGAUAUGAUUAAAUAGAUCUACACAUUUUAUAUUAACAACAGUAUCUGAAGAAAAAAAUAAACUGCAUUGUAAAUAUAAAUUAUAAUAGAUCUACUUAGGCGUAAGAAUAAUAAAGACGCUUGAUUUGAUCACGUGGUCGAUUCUGAAACCGACACUUGUUUUGAUCAUGUGACCUAUUCUGAAAUCCAAUAACUGGUUUCAGUACGCUCAAAAAAAUGUGUUCUUGAUUCUGCGUGAAAAUAGCAACUACUUAGAGGUUAUCAUACCGGGCUGAUGUGCCUUAAGGCGAUAU